Molecule: messenger RNA, 1884 nt
Organism: Knipowitschia caucasica
Lineage: Eukaryota; Metazoa; Chordata; Actinopteri; Gobiiformes; Gobiidae
Source: the annotation of a GenBank genome assembly
AUGAUCGACAGAAAGAUCGGAGACAAACCCAUCAACUUCGAAGUCACUAUCGGUUACUAUGGCAACGAGGCAGACUCUGUGAUCCAGCCCAAGUCCAAAGGAAAGACCGGAGACCAGGAUGAGACCGAGCUGAUCCCUCAGUCUAGCGACGAGGAGCUGGAGGAGGACGGGGAUUACCAGUCUGUGUCUGUGACUCCGCCCAUGAAGCCUGUGGUCACCGACAGAAACUACUUCCACCUGCCGUACUUCGAGAGGAAGCCCUGUGUUUACAUCAAGAGCUGGUGGCAGGACCAGAGGAGGCGGCUCUUCAACGCCAACGUCAUUGACAACAUCGCAGAUAAACUGGAGCAUCAGGACCAGAGGAGGCGGCUCUUCAACGCCAACGUCAUUGACAACAUCGCAGAUAAACUGGAGCAUCAGGCACAUCAGGAGCCUCAGGCACGUCAGGAGCAGCAGGAGAAUCAGGCACGUCAGGAGCAUCAGGCACGUCAGGAGCAUCAGGCACGUCAGGAGCCUCAGGCACGUCAGGAGCAGCAGGAGAAUCAGGCACGUCAGGAGCAUCAGGCACGUCAGGAGCAUCAGGCACGUCAGGAGCCUCAGGCACGUCAGGAGCCUCAGGCACGUCAGGAGCAUCAGGCACGUCAGGAGCAUCAGGCACGUCAGGAGCCUCAGGCACGUCAGGAGCAUCAAGCACGUCAGGAGCAUCAGGCACGUCAGGAGCAUCAGGACCAGAGGAGGCGGCUCUUCAACGCCAACGUCAUUGACAACAUCGCAGAUAAACUGGAGCGGCAGGAGCGGCAGGAGAAUCAGGCACGUCAGGAGCCUCAGGCACGUCAGGAGCAUCAGGCACGUCAGGAGCAUCAGGCACGUCAGGAGCCUCAGGCACGUCAGGAGCAUCAGGCACGUCAGGAGCCUCAGGCACGUCAGGAGCGGCAGGAGCAUCAGGCACGUCAGGAGCCUCAGGAGCAUCAGGCACGUCAGGAGCAUCAGGCACGUCAGGAGCGGCAGGAGCAUCAGGCACGUCAGGAGCGGCAGGAGCGGCAGGAGAAUCAGGCACGUCAGGAGCCUCAGGCACGUCAGGAGCAUCAGGCACGUCAGGAGCAUCAGGCACGUCAGGAGCAUCAGGCACGUCAGGAGCAUCAGGCACGUCAGGAGCCUCAGGCACGUCAGCAGCCUCAGGCACGUCAGGAGCGGCAGGAGCAUCAGGCACGUCAGGAGCCUCAGGAGCAUCAGGCACGUCAGGAGCAUCAGGCACGUCAGGAGCAUCAGGCACGUCAGGAGCAUCAGGCACGUCAGGAGCAUCAGGCACGUCAGGAGCCUCAGGCACGUCAGGAGCAUCAGGCACGUCAGGAGCCUCAGGCACGUCAGGAGCCUCAGGCACGUCAGGAGCAUCAGGCACGUCAGGAGCCUCAGGAGCGGCAGGAGCAUCAGGCACGUCAGGAGCAUCAGGCACGUCAGGAGCCUCAGGCAUGUCAGGCACGUCAGGAGCAUCAGGCACGUCAGGAGCGGCAGGAGCAUCAGGCACGUCAGGAGCCUCAGACACGUCAGGAGCGGCAGGAGAAUCAGGCACGUCAGGGGCAUCAGGCACGUCAGGAGCCUCAGGUACGUCAGGAGCAUCAGGAACGUCAGGAGCCUCAGGCACGUCAGGAGCAUCAGGCCUCAGGCACGUCAGGAGCCUCAGGCACGUCAGGAGCAUCACGCACGUCAGGAGCAUCAGGAGCGGAGGAGGGUCUGAACGACGUGCAGGAAGUCAUCAAGACCGAGAAGGCCUAUCCCGAGCGCCGCCUCAGGGGGGCGCUGGAGGAGCUGAGCCACGGCUGCAGGUCUGUUCUGGAGCCAGGACCAGAGCCACGUUCAGACCGGACCAGACUGCGGCGGGUUUAG